AUGGUUGAUAUGAUGCUAAGUAAGUCGAAAAUUUUGUCUGAAUUCAUGGGAUUGCCGGAGAAUAUGAAUUUUGACGAAGAUUCGAUGCAUAUUUUGGCGUCGUUGUUGACAUUGGGUAUGAUGAAUAGUCAAUGCAGUAAUACUGCUAGCGUACAUGAAAGGAUUAAUGAACUUGAAGGUUAUAGAAUGCGUAUGCUUCAAGAAUCGACGAGGAUUAUGACUUUGAGUCUCGAACUACCUCUUACUAUGUUUCUUCUUAAUGGUGCUAUUUUGGCCGUCGAAAAGGAGAAGGAGAUACUUUUACACAAGACUACAAAACAAGAUGUAGCCGGUGAUAAUAUUCAAAAAAAACAAACCUGUUCUUCAUGUUUGGCUGACUUGAUCGAAGUUUUGAAGCCAACCAAGAAAUCAAUAACUGAGAAAUCAACGAAGCUACGUGAAAACUCAAGCGAAGCUUUGAUGCUAGAAGAAGACUCGAACGAAGCUUUGAAUUCAGAUGAAAACUCAAGCGAAGCUUUGAAGCUAAAUGAAAACUUGAUCGAAGGUUUUAGGGGAGGACAAGACUCGGGAGAAGUUUGGAAGCUACACGAAGACAGAGAAAGGAAACAUAAAGAAAAACAAGAUAUAGAGGAAGAAGACGCGGGGGGAUUUUGGGAGAGGAAUUUAUUUUCACUUGGAUCGGUUAAAGUUAAUGCAAACCCGGCGACGAGGGAGAAAAAGAGGAGACGAUGGACGUCGACGCUGCACAGUAAGUUUGUUCGGGUUACGGAAGAACUUGGAGGUCCCAAAGAAGCCAAGCCGAAGCAAAUCAGGGAGCGGAUGCAAACAUACGGUCUAACAAACGACCAAGUGAAGAGCCAUUUGCAGGUUGGUAUUUUCUUACAAAUAAACGAAGAUGGUGACGCCGGCGAUCAUCAUCGCUGA
This is a messenger RNA of Andrographis paniculata, 924 nucleotides long. Its product is annotated as transcription factor HHO1-like. The record is from RefSeq and is a predicted model, not a curated record. The transcript has 4 exons. Lineage: Eukaryota; Viridiplantae; Streptophyta; Magnoliopsida; Lamiales; Acanthaceae. Gene Ontology annotation, molecular function: DNA-binding transcription factor activity; DNA binding. Gene Ontology annotation, biological process: regulation of DNA-templated transcription. The coding region runs from base 1 to 924 and encodes 307 amino acids.